Molecule: messenger RNA, 2278 nt
Organism: Doryrhamphus excisus (bluestripe pipefish)
Lineage: Eukaryota; Metazoa; Chordata; Actinopteri; Syngnathiformes; Syngnathidae
Gene: kifc1
Product: kinesin family member C1
Biological process (GO): microtubule-based movement
Molecular function (GO): microtubule motor activity; microtubule binding; ATP binding
Source: RefSeq, a predicted model, not a curated record
UCAGGGCAUCCCCUCUCCGGCGCCUAGCAAUUUCAAAUUUUCAACGGGCGGAGACGACGGCUUGAGCAGACCACAAUACAUUUCAACUCCAUACAAAAGCCCAGUGGAUCAUGUCCCGCCUGCCAGUCAUGUCGAACAAGCGGGUCCUCGCUAGCAGCUCGGAGAACGCUCCGGACUCUCAGCCUAUUCAGAAAAGGUUCCGUAAGGACCCAGACCCCAUGAAACCACAAGCUGCUGCCACAAUCAUUGGCACCAGGCGGGCACCUGCGGCAGCAACCGGGCCUCCAGUUUCUAAGCCGAUACGAGGUCCCAGGGCUGCUACUGUUGCCAUGGGUCCUUCAAGGGGCGUCCUCAAAGAGUCUGCAUCUUCAAAUGUAGCAAAGGGAGGGAACAAGGUACCAGGUGUCACAUCAACUGCCACCAAAGCAGGUAAUGGCGGCUCUCGCAGGCAGCCGUGGGACCUGAAGGGCAAGGUCAGCGACAUGGAGGUGAAGAUCCAAAACUACCAGAGCAAGGUGAAAUCUGUCAACCAGGAGAACGAGGACCUGAAGGGAUCCGUGGCUAAGUGUCGCUCCAGAGCGGUCGAAAUGGAUCGAGAGCUUUCCAAACUGAGGAGCCUGAUCAGCACCCAAGAAGAGAAGCUGCAGGCCCUCCUGGGUGUCCAGGACGAGCUAGAGAAGGUGUCCGGCGAGAAGAACACUCUGCAGAAAGCGGUCGCCAACCUGGAGAGCCAAUACAAGGUCAUGGAGACGCUGCGGGACACUCAAGAGACGGAGUUGCAGACUCUCAAGAUGACUCUCUCCGUCAAGGAGUCCACUCUGGCGCGCCUGCAGGUGAGCCUCCGGGACGCCGAGGAGAAUGUCUGCUCUCUCAAGAACACCGUGGCCCAGCAGAGGGAUGACCUUCACGCGGGGGAGAUGGAGCGCCGACGCCUCCACAACACCAUCCAGGAGCUCAAGGGAAACAUCAGAGUCUUCUGCAGAGUGCGCCCCCUGGUGGGCGGAGGCCUCAGCAAUCACAUCCAGCUGCCCCCUGCCAACAACAAGGCCAUCACGCUGGCCAAAAAUGAGGAGUCUCACACAGGAAGGAAUGCUGAGACUCAGAAAAAUUACAACUUCAGUUUCGACCACGUCUUUGGUCCCCAGGCUUCUCAGCAGGAGAUCUUCGAGGAGAUCUCACUUCUAGUGCAGUCGGCGCUGGACGGCUACAACGUCUGCUGCUUUGCCUACGGCCAGACUGGAAGCGGGAAGACUUACACCAUGGAGGGGGCGGAGUUCGACGAGACCCGCGGGGUCAUCCCCAGAGCCGUGCAGCAGAUAUUCCGAGCGGCGGACAAACUGGCAGCGCAAGGCUGGGAGUUCACGUUCACGGCGAGCUUUGUGGAAAUCUACAACGAGACCCUGCGAGACCUCCUCUACACGGGCAAGGCCAGCAAGAGGCCCGAGCACGAGAUCCACAAGUCUGCCAACGAGGUGACCGUCACCAACCUGACCUACCAAAAAGUCACCAACGAGGACCAGGUCCUCGGCUUGAUCGCCUUGGCCAAUCAGAACCGUUCCACGGCUCAGACGGCCCAAAACGACCGCUCGUCUCGUUCCCACUCGGUCUUCCAGCUGGACAUCGAAGGAGCGAACGCAGGCAGGGAUGUCAAAUGCAAAUCAACGCUGUCCCUGGUGGACCUGGCUGGUAGCGAGCGGAUGGUGAAGAGCCAGUCUCAGGGUGAGCGCUUCAAGGAGAUGACGGCCAUCAACGGAUCCCUGUCUAACCUGGGCAUCGUCAUCACCGCUCUGGCCAAGAAGGAUAACUUCAUCCCUUACAGGAACUCCAAGCUCACUUACCUCCUGCAGGGAUGCCUGGGUGGCAACAGCAAAACUCUGAUGUUUGUCAACAUUUCCCCUGAACCGGCCAGUUUCGGGGAAACGCUCAACUCUUUGAGGUUCGCCAGCAAGGUCAACGACUGUGUGAUUGGCACGGCAAGUGUCAACAGGAAGUAGACGCAAGGUCACCACCUCCUCUGCAUCCCUCACCCUGCGCGACCAUGCCACCUUUUCCUUUUAAAUAAUACAAAUGCUUGCUUUCCAUUUUUUUCCUUUUAAAAAUAAACAAUGAAACCACUUUCCUAUUAUUGCAAUGAUUAUAUGCUUUGUUGGGUGAGAACUUAUUGAUCACAAUGCUGUUAGACUUAGGCGUUAACAAAGACGAUGCUGUGUACAUUUGAAGAUGUAAUUGGCUUUUCUUCUAUGUUUGUCAUUACAUGUAUUUUUGACAACGCCCGUCA